This is a messenger RNA of Oryza brachyantha (malo sina), 2457 nucleotides long. Its product is annotated as sulfate transporter 1.2-like. Gene Ontology annotation, cellular component: membrane. The coding region runs from base 15 to 1994 and encodes 659 amino acids. The transcript is spliced from 13 exons. Gene Ontology annotation, molecular function: secondary active sulfate transmembrane transporter activity. The record is from RefSeq and is a predicted model, not a curated record. NCBI's taxonomy places the organism in Eukaryota, Viridiplantae, Streptophyta, Magnoliopsida, Poales, Poaceae. Gene Ontology annotation, biological process: transmembrane transport.
AGGCAGCGCCGGCAAUGCCCCGGGCCGUGUCCGACGGGGGCGAGACCCUCGACACCGACAUCGCCAGCAGGACGUCGUCGCACCGCCGGAUUGAUGGUGCCCAUCACCACGGCUACAGGGUCGGCUUCCCGCCAAGGAAGAAGCUCCUUGACGAGAUCACCGACGCCGUGAAGGAAACGUUCUUCGCCGACGACCCACUCCGGCAGUACAGGGACCAGCCGAGGUCCAAGAAGCUGCUGCUCGGCCUGCAGCACAUCUUCCCGGUGCUGGACUGGGGCCAGCACUACACCUUCAGCAAGUUCAGGGGCGACUUCAUCUCCGGCCUCACCAUUGCCAGCCUCUGCAUACCCCAGGACAUCGGUUACUCGAAGCUUGCUGGCCUGUUACCACAAUAUGGAUUGUAUAGCAGCUUCGUACCGCCUUUGAUAUACGCGAUGAUGGGAAGUUCCAGGGAUAUAGCCAUUGGUCCAGUGGCUGUCGUUUCGCUGCUGCUCGGCACUCUCCUCCAGAAUGAGAUUGAUCCCAAAAAGCAUCCGGAGGAGUACACACGGCUGGCCUUCACUGCAACGUUCUUCGCUGGGAUCACCCAGGCCGCGCUCGGGUUCCUCAGGCUAGGGUUUAUCAUAGAGUUCUUGUCCCAUGCUGCCAUCGUUGGAUUCAUGGCGGGGGCAGCCAUCACCAUUGCUCUUCAGCAGCUUAAAGGCUUCCUUGGAAUUGCAAACUUCACCAAGAAGACUGACAUCAUUUCGGUCAUGAAAUCGGUCUGGGGAAGUGUUCACCAUGGGUGGAACUGGCAGACGAUAUUGAUCGGAGCAUCCUUCUUGGCAUUCCUCCUGGUUGCCAAAUACAUUGCAAAGAAGAACAAGAAACUCUUUUGGGUGGCUGCGAUCGCACCACUCAUUUCGGUGAUCAUAUCCACCACUUUUGUCUAUAUUACUCGAGCAGACAAGCACGGCGUCGUAAUUGUCAAGUACAUAAAGAAAGGCAUAAAUCCACCUUCAGCUAGUCUCAUAUACUUCACUGGCCCAAAUCUGAUGAAAGGAUUCAAAAUAGGAGUAGUAGCUGGCAUGAUAGGCCUAACAGAAGCGAUUGCAAUAGGAAGAACAUUCGCCGGCCUGAAGGACUACCAGAUUGACGGAAACAAGGAAAUGAUUGCUCUAGGAACAAUGAACAUUGUUGGUUCAAUGACUUCUUGCUAUGUAGCUACAGGUUCUUUCUCGCGAUCAGCCGUCAAUUAUAUGGCUGGCUGCCAAACAGCAGUAUCCAAUAUUGUUAUGUCGAUGGUAGUAAUGCUCACACUGGAGCUGAUCACUCCAUUGUUCAAGUACACACCCAAUGCCAUCCUUUCUGCAAUCAUCAUAUCAGCAGUGCUUAGCCUAAUCGACUACCACACAGCAUACAUUAUCUGGAAGGUUGAUAAAUUAGACUUUCUGGCAUGCUUAGGAGCAUUCUUUGGAGUCAUAUUUUCAUCAGUGGAAUAUGGUCUGCUAAUUGCGGUUGUGAUCUCACUUGCUAAAAUUCUUCUACAAGUUACAAGGCCCAGAACAGUGUUGCUUGGUAAUCUUCCAAGAACUACAAUAUAUAGGAAUAUUGACCAGUAUCCAGAAGCUACCUUGGUACCAGGAGUGGUAAUUGUUAGGGUGGACUCAGCUAUAUACUUCACAAACUCCAACUAUGUUAAAGACAGAAUCCUGAGGUGGCUGAGGGACGAGGAAGAACGUCAACAGGAACAGAAGCUACAGAAAACUGAGUUUCUAAUUGUUGAGCUAUCUCCGGUAAUUGACAUCGACACAAGUGGAAUCCACGCCUUGGAGGAUCUACUUAGGGCACUUGAAAAGCAUAAAAUUCAGCUGAUUCUAGCCAAUCCGGGGCCAGCUGUGAUCCAGAAGCUCCGAUCAGCGAAAUUCACAGACCUCAUCGGUGAAGACAAGAUAUUCCUGACUGUAGGAGACGCGGUGAAGAAAUUUGCUCCUAAGGCAGUGGAGGAUGUCUAAAGAAGGUUUAUCAAGUGAUGUGCAGGCAGAGUACAAAGAAGAUAUUAUCAUUCUUUUGCAAGCUCCAUGUUUGCAGGUGUGAUUUAUAGAGCAGAGCGGCACGGCAAUGCAUAUAACAUAGUUUACAAAAAAUAAAAUAAAGGUGGUGUGCCGAAGUUGGAGCGCAUCAGGUUUGCAAGAUAUUUUUGGAUAAAAAUGCAGAUGGUGGCCUAGUUGCCUACUUCACUACUUCAGUGUCUGUGAAUUGUGUGCUGUGUUGGCAAGCACUUGGGUGACGGUUUGAUGGAUAAGAGAAUAAAAGAAAAUAACACAUUUGCUCGAGUUUUCCAGUGUGGAUCUCCUCCUGAACAUCCUAUUGUAGAACCUCCCUUUCUUUGUACUUGAUCAGGCUUACAGUGAGGUUUGACGUUUUGACUUGUGUGGUUUGUUGAAUCCAUAAAUGUUUUCAGAUUGUUUUUUUUUU